Messenger RNA from Chaetomium globosum CBS 148.51, 1683 nucleotides. RefSeq lists its product as uncharacterized. The record is from RefSeq and is a predicted model, not a curated record. Gene Ontology annotation, molecular function: protein binding; protein-membrane adaptor activity. Gene Ontology annotation, biological process: nucleus-vacuole junction assembly; vacuole inheritance. Gene Ontology annotation, cellular component: fungal-type vacuole membrane. NCBI's taxonomy places the organism in Eukaryota, Fungi, Ascomycota, Sordariomycetes, Sordariales, Chaetomiaceae. Bases 1 to 1683 code for a protein of 560 amino acids. The transcript is spliced from 7 exons.
AUGGGCAUCUGCAGCUCCUCGUGCUGUGGAGGCAAAUCCCGCGAUGCCCUCUACGAGAAUGUGCUCGCUGAAAACGAGCGAGAGGCCGUUGCCGACUUGUUACAAUAUCUCGAAAAUCGCGCCGAGACUGAUUUCUUUUCGGGCGAACCCCUCCGAGCUCUAAGCACCCUUGUCUAUUCCGAUAACAUCGAUCUUCAACGGAGCGCAAGUCUGACCUUCGCUGAGAUUACCGAGAGAGAUGUCCGAGCUGUUGAUCGGGACACCCUCGGGCCUAUCCUCUUUCUCCUUGAGAACUCCGACAUUGAAGUGCAACGGGCUGCUAGUGCUGCGUUGGGCAACCUUGCCGUUAACACCGACAACAAGGUCCUGAUUGUCCAACUCGGCGGACUCCAACCGCUUAUCAAGCAAAUGAUGUCGCCAAAUGUCGAGGUCCAGUGCAAUGCUGUUGGUUGUAUCACCAACCUCGCUACGCACGAGGAGAACAAGGCCAAGAUUGCAAGGUCUGGCGCUCUGGGCCCCCUCACUAGGCUGGCCAAGUCCAAGGACAUGAGAGUACAGAGGAAUGCCACUGGCGCGCUUCUCAAUAUGACACAUUCUGACGAGAACCGGCAGCAGCUCGUGAAUGCCGGUGCUAUCCCUGUCCUCGUCCAGCUUUUGUCAUCCUCGGAUGUUGAUGUGCAAUACUAUUGCACGACGGCCCUGAGCAACAUUGCUGUCGAUGCUAACAACCGACGGAAACUCGCCGAGACUGAGCAACGGCUUGUCCAGUACCUCGUUAACCUGACAGAAUCCUCAUCGCCCAAGGUCCAGUGCCAGGCGGCCUUGGCGCUCCGGAAUCUUGCGUCGGACGAGAAGUAUCAGCUUGAGAUUGUCCAGGCCCACGGGCUCGGGCCACUGCUCCGCCUUCUUCGGUCUUCGUAUCUUCCGCUUAUCCUGUCUGCCGUCGCUUGCAUCCGUAAUAUCUCAAUUCACCCCCAGAACGAAUCGCCGAUUAUCGAGGCCGGCUUCCUCAAGCCGCUGGUCGACCUGCUCGGAUCGACAGAUAACGAGGAGAUCCAGUGUCACGCCAUCUCGACACUUCGUAACCUAGCGGCGAGCUCGGACCGGAACAAGUCCCUUGUCCUCGAGGCGGGCGCCGUCCAGAAGUGCAAGCAGCUCGUUUUGGAAGUUCCCGUCACGGUCCAGUCCGAAAUGACAGCCGCCAUUGCCGUUCUUGCGCUGAGCGACGAGCUCAAGACCCAUCUCCUAGAGCUUGGUGUCUUUGACGUUCUGAUCCCACUAACCAUGUCUCCGAGCGUUGAGGUACAGGGUAACAGUGCCGCUGCGCUAGGCAACCUUUCUUCCAAAGUGGGCGACUACAGCAUCUUUGUCCAAAACUGGAUGGAGCCAAGAGACGGCAUCCACGGUUAUCUCAACCGGUUCCUUGCGAGCGGAGAUGCCACCUUUCAACACAUUGCGAUCUGGACGUUGCUCCAGCUGCUCGAGUCAGAGGACAAAAAGCUCAUCGGUCUCAUCGGGAAAUCAGAUGGCGUUGUUGACAUGAUUAAGCAAAUUGCCAACCGCCAGAUGAUGGAGUCGGACAACGAGGCCGAGGACGACGAUGAAGGCGAGGUGGUCAACCUGGCCCAGCGGUGCCUGGAGCUGUUGGGUCAGGGUGGGUCGAAGAGCCACAUUGAAGGUUGA